AUGUUUGACCAAGAAUCUUUGCAAGAUCAGAAUACUUGCUUCACAACCUCACAUGAAAAUUUGUCCAGCAGAACAACAGGACAAGAACUAGAUGGAGAUUAUAAACUGAAAGAAGACAAAACAUCUUUUAACACAGGGAAAACUGCAAAUCAAUUGCCAUAUAGUCAAACCACCUCUCAGGCCACUAGCAAUACAGUAUCUAAAUCUGGCUGCAACAGUAAUGAAGCUUGUGGGGAUGAAGAUGGGGAUAUGGAUCAGAUGCCUAGCAUGCAAGAUUCAGAAAUAACCAAAUAUGCAAACUACUCAGAGAUGUUACAAGACUUGGGACAGCAAUCGAAAGUGGUUCUCAUGCAGUACUCACAAGUGUUUGGAGACAGUGAGGCAUAUGAACAGCAAGCAUAUCAGGCCAUCACUGAUCUAACAGCUCAUGCUCAGUUGCUUCUACAAAGUCUGAACAACCAAAAGAAAAUGCUGUGCAGACGUAUUAACAGUAUUUCAGAAGUACUUAGAAAUGAUUGCUGA
Messenger RNA from Candidula unifasciata, 522 nucleotides. NCBI's taxonomy places the organism in Eukaryota, Metazoa, Mollusca, Gastropoda, Stylommatophora, Geomitridae. The record is from the annotation of a GenBank genome assembly.